UCCAAAACAUUAGCAGCCAGCCACCGACAGCCAGGCAAGACAUAAGCAAGGCUAGACAAGCAAGGAAGCAAUGACUCCAAAUGUGGAUAGCCAGUCCUUUGGCACAAUACACUACUCCAAUGUCUACCUCUCCAUAUUCGCUCUGUUUUGCGUCAAGCUCUUUGUCAAGAUCAGCCUGAAUAUUCUCACCCACUUCUAUGUGGUGAAGGGGAAUCGGAAGGAGGCUGCCCGCAUUGCAGAAGAGUUUUAUGAUUUUGGACAAGGGCACAGGUCAUGGGCGGACCGGUCCCCUCUCCACGAGGCAGCGUGUCAUGGCCGUCUCCUGGCCCUCAGGACCCUACUCUCACAGGGUUACAACGCAAACAUCCCUACCAUAGACCAUGUGACGCCGUUGCAUGAGGCUUGCCUGUCAGACCACGCGUCAUGCGCCAAGGCGCUCGUUGCAGCUGGUGCCAAUGUAAAUGCCACCACCAUUGAUGGGGUGACGCCGCUGUUCAAUGCCUGCUCAGCGGGCAGUGCCACCUGUACAGAGGUACUGCUGGAAAACGGUGCCAAGCCCCAGUCAGAGAUGUGCCAGCCCUCGCCCAUACACGAAGCCUCCAGCAAAGGCAGAAUUGCUUGUCUGGAGGCACUGAUCACAUGGGGAGCAGACGUGGACUAUGAUAUUCCUCACCUGGGAACCCCCCUGUACAUCGCCUGCAUCUCCUCAGCACUCCAGUGCACACAAAAACUCCUCGAUGGAGGGGCCAAUGUGCAGAAGGGCAGGUUCCUGGAGAGCCCGCUCCAUGCAGCAGCUCAGAAGGACUGUCCUGAGAUCAUCAAUGUGUUGUUAGAGUUUGGAGCGAACAUUAACGCUAAAAACCUAGAGCUGAAGAGACCGGUGGAGUCAGCCCCACCUAACAGCUCAGCAGAGGAGACGUUACUGCUGUAUGAAGCAACACCUCAGUCACUAUGUCAACUGUGUCGUCUCAGUGUCAGAGAUUAUAUGGGCCGAUCUCGACUACACCUCAUCCCUCAGUUACACCUCCCCAACCCUCUCAAACGCUUCCUCCAGUACAGAUAGAACACAACGCUCUCUCUCUCUCUGUCUGUCUGUCUCUGUCUGUUGCUCUCUCCCUUCCCCUCUCUGUUUCUCUCUGUCUUCCUCAUUCUCUCUCUUUCUAAAUGAGAGAGCAUCGUCAUAAUAGAGGAUAUUCUUUCUCCCACCCUAUCUCUUUCUCUCUGUUUCUCUCUCCGUCCAUCUUUAUCAUCAAGGGAAUGUUUUAUUACUCACUGAACCUUGUUUCUUUUUAACCCAGAACCUCAAGUGCACCGAAUCCCUCCCAUUCACUGACAUCUGUUUCCACUGUUUCUCUGAAGCACCUACGUACAAGGUCAUGUAAAUAUGUAUAUUCUGUUACAUUGACCAAAACAACAACUCUUAUGCUAAUCAGAUGUACUGUGAAUAAUAUUGCAUUUCAAUUAUUUUCUUAUAUAAUAUUAGCCAACUAAUAUAUUAACGUGACCCGUAUGUAUAUGCAUAACUCACUGAAAAAUGUACAGUAUUUUGCCAAAACUCAUUUCACAUACCUCUCACCUGUUUCACUCUAAUAAAUAAGAAUGUUAUUCCAUGA
This is a messenger RNA of Oncorhynchus tshawytscha (Chinook salmon), 1613 nucleotides long. RefSeq names its product ankyrin repeat and SOCS box protein 5. Lineage: Eukaryota; Metazoa; Chordata; Actinopteri; Salmoniformes; Salmonidae. Bases 71 to 1063 code for a protein of 330 amino acids. Gene Ontology annotation, biological process: positive regulation of protein catabolic process; intracellular signal transduction; protein ubiquitination. Gene Ontology annotation, molecular function: protein binding. The transcript is spliced from 7 exons. The record is from RefSeq and is a predicted model, not a curated record.